This is a messenger RNA of Pocillopora damicornis (cauliflower coral), 933 nucleotides long. RefSeq names its product CUB domain-containing protein 2-like. The record is from RefSeq and is a predicted model, not a curated record. NCBI's taxonomy places the organism in Eukaryota, Metazoa, Cnidaria, Anthozoa, Scleractinia, Pocilloporidae.
AUGUACAAGUAUUUGAAAUAUCUUGUCCAUGUCAUUACAAUAGCAUGUUGUCUACAAAGUCGGCCUGUGAGUUGUGCGUGCGGUGGAAAUUUACCCUGGGGUGAAAUUAUUACUUUACCUCAAGACCAACACGGAAAAUAUAAGAACAAUCUGGAAUGCACUUUUCAGGCUAAAUUUCAGGCAAGCAUCGCUCCCAAUGUAUUGGAACUCUCGUGGUAUGACUUCGAAAUCGCUGGCAUCCUACCUAACUGCGACACAGAUUAUGUGGAAAUUUUCGUAAGCUGUUCAUACACAUCUAUUGGGAAAUUUUGCGGCAAAAGAAAGCCGAGUGCUGUAAUCUCCCCCGACCGGUGUCUUCGACUCGUGUUCCAUUCGGAUGAUGCCGUAGCAGGUCGUGGAUUUAAAGCUAGACUUAUUGUUGCAGCGAAACCCAGAGGUUUGCUUCACCUUUACAAUCGCAGGCAACAAGUGAAGCUGAAUUCAAGUUCUGAGAGUGGCCUUGUUUCUUCACCAGGCUACCCUGCGCGUUAUCCUGCGCAAUGUGAAUCGCAGACAUUAACAUUCGAAACAACACUACAGAGGAUGGGAGUUCGUAUCUACUUCAUGGAUUUUGACACACAAGGAUCUGGAAUAUGUCAAAGUCCUAAGGAUGACAUUCUAACAAUUAAAGUGUGGAAAUCUAAUGGAGAGGUUGUCAUGUUUAAAUUGUGUGGCCAACGAGAACCGUUUUACCUAACCUGGACUGGCGAUCACCUGCGAAUUUCCAUAAAGUUUACAUCGAACAACGACUCGUUUGUCUCACGUGGGUUUGUGGCCGGUUACAUCUUUUACCAAUUGCCAGGAAAAUCCACGGGUAGCAUUAUGAUAGGAACUGUUGCAAGUGUUGCGCUUCCAUAUUUAUGCUUGAUUCUGUAAUUAAGGUUUACAAUAUUA